This is a messenger RNA of Diachasmimorpha longicaudata, 2583 nucleotides long. It is a transcript of the gene bs, whose product is annotated as serum response factor homolog. Lineage: Eukaryota; Metazoa; Arthropoda; Insecta; Hymenoptera; Braconidae. The transcript has 5 exons. Gene Ontology annotation, molecular function: RNA polymerase II cis-regulatory region sequence-specific DNA binding; protein dimerization activity; DNA-binding transcription factor activity, RNA polymerase II-specific. Gene Ontology annotation, biological process: positive regulation of transcription by RNA polymerase II. The record is from RefSeq and is a predicted model, not a curated record. Bases 384 to 1475 code for a protein of 363 amino acids.
AGUUACGAUACUCAAUGUUCAGUUUGCGGGGAGCGCUCAGGGAGUGCGCACUAUUCGUCCCGUAUUUAGCCAUAGGUGUACGAUCACGUGGCAAAUACGUAGGGCAUCAAAUAACUGAAGUGUCGAAGCAAAACUUUGAAAAAGUUUUUUUUUUUAAGUCCAGACACCUGAGUGCACCUGACAAAAAAACCCCCCCAGAUAUCGAAAACAAAUAGUCCAAAAUUCUCCAGAAAGUAUUUUCUGGUUUUGGGCAAAUUUUUUGAUUUUUGGUAAAUCCUUAAGGUUGUUCAGAGUCUUGUUGAUUUUGAGGUUAAGUGGCCUGUGUUUGGUGUUUUGGUUAAUAGAAAAAAAACAACGAUAAUUUAGAUGUGCGCGUAUCCGUGAUGGAAAAUCCGAGCGGCGGUAGGGACAGUCGGUACACGGCACUUGGAUACAACAUGGGUAUGAUGGGUAGUGAUGCUGGUGAGAUGUAUGGACGACCGUCUACAUCACAGCUGGGUGGCUCGCAGAUUGGCCGUGGUGGCGCCACCAUGAUGAGCCCACCUGGUAAUACAGGGGGUAGUGGUACCGGUGUUGGAGUGCCAAGAGGGUUGAAGAGAUCGUCAUCCGAUGUUUGUUAUGAUGAUAAUGGAAGACAAUUGGGACAGGGACAAAUGAUGCAGGGGGAUUGUGUGCCGGAUAAUAUUGACGAGUCAUUUACUAAUUUGGGAGCACCAAAAAAAUCACCACCGAGCAAUGGGAAGAAGACCAAAGGCAGGGUGAAGAUUAAGAUGGAGUAUAUUGACAACAAGUUGAGGAGGUACACAACAUUUUCGAAGAGGAAAACUGGAAUUAUGAAGAAGGCGUACGAGUUGUCAACCCUAACAGGUACACAAGUGAUGCUCCUGGUAGCCAGUGAAACGGGUCAUGUGUAUACAUUUGCGACCCGCAAACUCCAGCCAAUGAUAACGAGUGAGGCAGGCAAGGCUCUCAUUCAAACCUGUCUCAACAGUCCAGAUCCACCGCCUUCCGGUUCAUCCGGUGAUCAACGAAUGUCAGCAACAGGUUUCGAAGAGACGGAGUUGACAUACAACAUCGCCGACGAUGAGCAGAAAGAAGAGGGAGCGUCGCCGAGGUCCGACAUCUGCGGGAAUGACUCGGAGGGUGACUCGAGUGAUGGGGAUAGCCCACCUAAGGAUACAAAAAAUCAUACAGGAAUCAUGUACCAGAUGCCCCAGAGUGUCAUGUACUCUCAUAGCCCUGGUGUACUCCUGAGUAUCGGACAAAACGGCCAACCAGUACAAAUAUCCCAAGACGGAAAUUCGACUAGUGUAACUCCAGGACAAUCCCAGCCCUUCAUCACGAUUCCCCUCAACGUAGCCAUGAGUGCCGCUGGUCUGUCUUUACCGGUAUCAAAGGGCCUGACGACUCAAUGCUCGAUAGGAGCUAGUGCCAACUCAGACAUGCCGUCUGACCUCAGUAAAGACAGGAAAUGAUGACUUCUGUGUCAUAUCACGACGGUUCUAAGAAUAAUUCGAGUCACCACGCGCGGUAAAAAACUUAGGAAAACCCAGCGAACUCGAUAGAAAAUUCCAGUAAUGAUCGAUUCUAUUGAUGAGUUACAAUUGUUUCCAUAAUUAUUUUUCGAUGGAAUUUUUUCGGUUUUUUACUGUAUUUCUGUCUUUCUUUUACAAAAAAAUUAAAAUUUUCGAGUUGAAAAAUUUCCAUGGAGGCCAGCGAUAUAGGAUAAAUCAAUCCGAAAGUUCAUUUCUAUUUAUGGUCUUUGUAAAAGAUAAAAGAUUUAUAGAAUCAAAUAAUAAUUAAUGGAAUUUUUUAAAAAGUCAGUAGAGUUGCCUAGAAAAUUUUGUUGUUCGUGAUGGGGUCUUGCAAUAUUAGUUCUCCUAAUUAUAAACGAAACAUUCUAAAUGGAGACUCAAUUUUUAUAAAUGUUGAUCAAUUUGGAAAAGUAUUGGGACAAUUAAUACUCAUUUAGAAUAAAAAUGUUGAGAUUUCAUCCCCAAAACUCAUUUUAAAAAAAUAGCUCAAUUGCGGGAGAAAUCAUUAUAAAUCAAUGAAUGCAUAUGUUCUUCAGUUCAUCAAAAAAAAUGGAACAAAUAUUAAAGCUCACGUUUUUUCACUUCUCCACAGAAUUAAACCGACCAACGUGAGUAAUUGAAAAAAAAGGCCUUGAAAUUUUUUAUUUUCAAUCCUUGAAAUAUUUCUUAGAGCAAAAAGCACGUUUUGUACAUAGAACUCAUGUGCAUAUAGAUUAGCUAAUCUACGAUGAAUCAGUGACACUAAAAUUAGUGAAUUAUUGUACAACUAAUGAUAUUAGGAUUAAUACUGACAUUGUACAUUGUGUACAGUACAUUAACAGACAUAUAUAUUUUAUACAUAAAACCCUCCUUCAAUGGGAAGGUUUAACUCUUUUUUGUAUGAAUAAUGAAGAUUAUUACGUUUGUAAAGAGAAUCUAAUAAUGAUUUUUGUUUUGCCAGGUUGAAUGUUUGUAUAACAUGUUGAUGAAUGGAGUUCUGUUGUGGCUUAAUUAUUUUUUUAUUCAUGGAUAUCUUGAUAAUAAAGCAGAUUCAAUGAUUAUUUUUCUA